Messenger RNA from Uloborus diversus, 2561 nucleotides. It is a transcript of the gene Arl1, whose product is annotated as ADP-ribosylation factor-like protein 1. The transcript has 5 exons. The record is from RefSeq and is a predicted model, not a curated record. Bases 162 to 704 code for a protein of 180 amino acids. Gene Ontology annotation, cellular component: Golgi apparatus; cytoplasm. Gene Ontology annotation, biological process: vesicle-mediated transport; intracellular protein transport. NCBI's taxonomy places the organism in Eukaryota, Metazoa, Arthropoda, Arachnida, Araneae, Uloboridae. Gene Ontology annotation, molecular function: GTPase activity; GTP binding.
UAUGAAUGUUGUCAGUGGCAGUGGUGUGUAGAUUCUGAAUUCUGAAACUUUUGCCGACAGUUUAGCGAAGAUUUAGGAAUUUUGUUAUGCUUAGAUAACAAGUUGUCUGUGAAGUUUGUGGAAAGUUUCAGAUUGUUUUAUUUUCUUCUGUUAAGAGUAAAAUGGGUGGACUCAUUAGCUAUUUCAAAAAUCUUCUUGGAAGUCGAGAAAUGCGUAUCCUUAUUCUAGGUCUAGAUGGUGCUGGUAAAACCACCAUACUAUACCGUCUACAAGUUGGGGAAAUUGUCACUACUAUUCCAACAAUUGGCUUUAAUGUAGAACAAGUGACCUAUAAGAAUCUGAAAUUUCAAGUGUGGGAUUUAGGAGGACAGACUUCUAUCAGGCCCUAUUGGCGGUGCUAUUAUUCCAAUACAGAUGCAAUUAUUUAUGUAGUUGAUAGUGCUGACAAGGAUAGGAUUGGAGUAUCUAAACAUGAAUUGGUGUCGAUGUUGGAGGAAGAUGAACUUAAGAAAGCAAUUUUAGUUGUAUUGGCGAAUAAGCAAGAUAUUGAAGGUGCUUUGACAGUUGCAGAGGUACAUCAGGCUUUAGGCUUAGAUGCGCUUAAGAGUAGAACGUUUCAAAUCUUCAAAACCUCAGCUGUUAAAGGAGAAGGUUUGGAAGAAGCUAUGGAAUGGUUAUCAAACAUGCUUACUAAUAACAAGUGAAUUUCUAGAACAAAAUACUACAGCAUAAGUAUUUAUCUGUUGUAAAAAUGGACUUCAUAUUUUCCUGACAGAUGUAAAAUAUAUAUUCGCCCAUGGCUUCCAGUGGGUUUUUUUUUACUUUUUCAAACAUUGUUCCAUGUAUAAAAGCUUAAAGGCCUUUAAUGUAUAUAUCUAGUCACAAAAAUAUCAGCUUCAUCAUCAGUCAUCAUUUAUCAUCUUUCUGGAAUUUUUAGAUACAAAUUAUUACACUGGAAAUCGUUGUUUAUAUUCUUACUUGGCCUGCACUUUUCUACUGUUGAAGAAAAGAGAGAAAAAAGUUUUUAAUUCAUGAAAUAAUUUAAUGUUUCUUACGUCUUCACAAGAAACAAAAGUAAUAUAAUUUUAUUGUGCAUUUUAAAAUUUCUUCCUAAUCCUAGCAUCAAAAUAUUAUUUAUACUAGUAGCUUUUGAUGGUUAGCUUCGCUUGGAUUUGCAGCACCAAAUUAUGUGUAGCAGUUAUUUGCAUGUAACAUAUAUUUGAAAUUUUCAUUUUUCCUUAAAAUAUGUAUUUAUCCAUUCAAAUUGCGUCAAAAGAUACAAUAGAACUGAAAUAAUUUUCAUUCUAUUAAAAUUCCUCUUUUACUUAGUAAAAAUGUAUUUUACUAGAACAUGAACCAUCUAUAACCUUUGUAUUGUUGGAAAAAACUAUGUUGGUCUUGUUAAGAAUUUCUUUUCUCAUGUUUUAUUAAAACAUACUUUUCGUGCAAAGAUCUCCAGUCUCAAAUCUUAAAUAAGGAGAUGCUUAAAAUUGAAAGUAUUGUAUUCAAUAUGUUAAUUUAUAUUACUAAUUGCAAGUGUUUUUAAGUUGACACUAGUAUUAACUUUAGCAUAUUUUUUGUACUUCUAUGCUUAAUCGUCUAAGCUGGCUUACAGUUUGUCGAAACAUUACUAUCAUUCAGAUUUUCUAGUUGAGGAUGACAAGUUUUUGAAAUGUAUGUUUUCCAAAACUUAAAUCUCACAGGAAUGUUUAACCUUUCUUUAAAGUAUGUAUUUAUCUGUACAUUAUUUAAAAAGACUCCCUUCUCCAAAAGUAAUGGUUGUUUUAGGCAGCUUUUUUGACAAAUGAUCUGCUCUAAAAAUAUUUUAGAGUAAUUUUUGAAAAUAAUUUUAAGUUUAUAUAUUUUAGAGUAAAGGUUACUGUAAAAGUAAAUUAGCAAUGAUGACUCCCUAAGCUAUAAACAAAAGAUAAAAAAAGCUGAUACAUAUUGUUGGAAUGCAGUUAAUCAAAGAAAAGAAUAUUUAGGGGAUACAUAAUUAAUUAAUACAACAUUUUUCAUUAGUAUAAACUUCACAACAACAGACUUAUGCAUGAUAACUGUUACAUCCAGGAGGAUCAACACCAAUGUUAAAUGAUAUCACACAAUACACCACUAAGUUUUUCUUUUCAAACCAACAAAUCCAACAUUGCAUGGCAUAAAUUUCAAGGAAAAUUGUAUACUACGCAUGUUUUGGAGUUACAGGGCUAUUAUAAGGAUAUUUAGCUUAGUGGCAAUAACUUAGCUGAAAUAAGACUCCAUAUUCUAUGAAUGUACAAGUCAAAUUUUAUGUUAUUUUCUGACCAGUGUAUUGUUUCUUAGUAUUUUAAAAUCUGAAAUGCAUGUACAGACAAGGUGAUAAUAAUAGAGAUAUUCUUAAUUGAAAUAAAUGCAAUGAUUUAUCAAAAGUGAUUAUGGCUUUUUAAGGAAUUUAAAAUUCCUUUCAGCUGAGAACAAAUUGUUUUUAUAGUUUUGAUUUUUGUAUUGAUGUGUGUUAUUUCUCCAAUAUUUGAAACUAUGUAUUUUAUUUAUAAUUUAAAUAAAAAUGGCGAUUUCCCUUGUAA